AUGGAAAUGAUGCUUUUCGGCGAGAUGAGUUGGCAUCAUCGACUGUGGCUGCUGCUGGUGAUCGGUUUUGGAUGGAUAGCUGUAGGAACAUGUGCAGAUAGUUCCGAUUUUUCUGUCAAUAGUCAGUUUCCUAGGUUAUUUGAAUACGAUGAAUUUGAAAUCUGUCGAAGCAAAUAUCGAGAGCAGUAUGUCUACUGCAUAGUGCGAGCUCGAAUCGUUCCGGAUGAUGGAUCACCGCUGUGGAAGAACAUAAGCGUCUACUCCGAGGACAGCCGCCAUUAUGAUCAUCGGGUUUUGGAACGCGGAAUGUGCGUCCAAAACUAUGAAUCAUCACUGCAGAGGGACGUCUUUGAGGGUCAUACUUACUCAGAUCUUUUCCGAGCUGUCAUAAACCAACGCUUGAAAAUGAACUUCGGUUUGCAGGUCGAACCCGACGUUCAAAUUUACCACUGCUACAGCAAAGACAACGAGAUACCUCCUUAUGAUUCAUUAGAAAUACUCUUCAUGAUAAUCAUCGUCAUACUAGCCGCAUUGGUGUGCUACUCCACUGGCUUUGACCUAUCGAUCCAAUCGAGCCAGCGCUUUCCGGAGAACUACUUUACCAAACAGCACAAAACGAGUCGUGAACGUCUGUUUACCUCCUUCUCUAUACCGCGAAACAUUCGCCGCCUGAAAGAUCCAGUUACUUCAGGAAUUCGCCAGGAGUUAACCUUCCUCGAGUCAUUCCGCUUCAUCCAGAUGCAUCGAGUCGUCACGUUGCACAUCGUUUUGGCAUUGGUCAAGGCUCCCAAGGACAACCCCGAGCAUUUGGAGCACUUGCUCCACCAACCGCUGAUCAUACACUACAUAGCAGAGUUCCAAAACUACGUGCAAACUUUCUUCUCCAUCUCUGGAAUGCUGCUCACUAUCAACUUCCUGGAGCACAUUCGCAAAAACCCACAGUUCAAUCCGCGAUACUUUUGGGAACGGAUCCGAGCUCGGCUGUACCGCAUCAUCCCCGCUUAUCUGUUCAUCCUCCUGCUGGAAACAUCCAUAAACCGUCGAUUCAUGAAUGGACCCCUUGCCCACCACAUGAUCGGACAUGCCCGUGAAAGAUGCCGCCAGAGGUGGUGGAAUAACCUGCUUUUCCUGAACAACUACAUCGGAACGGAUCAACCGUGUCUCAUUCAAACAUGGUACUUGGCUGCAGAUAUGCAACUCUUCAUCUUAGCACUCGGAUGCCUGAUGGUCAUAUGGCGCUGGCCGUUUUUAAAAAAGUACAUCCUUAGCGCAGGAUUUGCCUGGGGCAUCCUUACCACCAUCCUCGUGGCCUACGCACGCAACCUCCCACCGGUCAUGACCGAAGAUCUGAAACUCUACGAAGAGUACAACUUUGGGCACCAGUACUUCCAGCUCUACGAACCGUUCCACAUGAACAUCACAAUUUACUUCGCCGGUAUGAUCGCUGGUUUUGUGUAUCAUCGGUUCCGGGAGUCCCGCAAAGAGUUCCACACUAGCAGCCUACAAUUCUGCCUGCUUCUGCUGACCGUUUUCCUUUACUUCUUCACCACUUUUACGGACUCAUGGGUCGUUCGGAACCAAUCCAUGAUCGCUCCGAUCCUGCUGGCUAUUUACAACAGCUGUUUCAAGCACGCCUGGGGUUUACUGUGCACCAUGAUCCAGCUACGAACAGCACUCGCGGCCAGUUGGUCCCGCUUCCGAUCCUUCUUCAGCCAUCCGAUCUUCGUAGUGCUCGGAAAGCUGUGCUACAGCUUCUACCUGAUCCACCUGACCGUGAUCGUGCAGGUUGUGGGCUCAGUCAAGCAACCGAUCCACUUCAGUGUCAGGGGAGUGUUCGAGUUCAUGAUGCCCACCUUCAUGUGGAUGCUGUUGUAUGGAACGCUCCUCUGCAUUUUGAUCGAGCUGCCUUCGAAUUUUGCCCUGAGGGAGUUCUUCGAGUCCAAACCGGAUGAAAAACCGGCUACGAUUGAUCGGAAAAACUCCCGCUCUUCGGAAGCGGAAAUGAAUGGAAACACACAGCUCAAGACACUCAGCAACAGUAAUUGA
Ochlerotatus camptorhynchus is the source of this 2046-nucleotide messenger RNA. Its product is annotated as nose resistant to fluoxetine protein 6-like. The transcript has 6 exons. NCBI's taxonomy places the organism in Eukaryota, Metazoa, Arthropoda, Insecta, Diptera, Culicidae. The record is from RefSeq and is a predicted model, not a curated record. The coding region runs from base 1 to 2046 and encodes 681 amino acids. Gene Ontology annotation, molecular function: acyltransferase activity, transferring groups other than amino-acyl groups.